This is a messenger RNA of Alternaria arborescens, 1029 nucleotides long. RefSeq lists its product as hypothetical. Gene Ontology annotation, molecular function: mRNA binding. The record is from RefSeq and is a predicted model, not a curated record. The coding region runs from base 1 to 1029 and encodes 342 amino acids. NCBI's taxonomy places the organism in Eukaryota, Fungi, Ascomycota, Dothideomycetes, Pleosporales, Pleosporaceae. The transcript has 5 exons. Gene Ontology annotation, cellular component: cytoplasm; nucleus; ribonucleoprotein complex.
AUGACCGAGGUAUCGUCUACGCGCCUAUACCUAGGCAACCUUCCUCGCAAUGCCACCAAGGCAGAUGUCGAGGGCCACUUCCAGACGCAUGGCACUGGUGAGAUCACUGAGAUCAAGCUCAUGAACGGAUUUGGCUUCAUCGAGUACAAGGACGCAAUGGACGCUCGUGAUGUUGUCCCUGCAUUCCAUGGUUCCGACUUCAUGGGCGAGCGCCUCAUCGUCCAGUUCGCUCGCGGCUCGCGUGCCCGUAACGAGAACUUCACUCCCCACGAGCGCGUUCCCCCGCGUCCUAGGCGCACACCAUACCGGAUGAGAAUAGCGAAUCUUCCUGUGGAGACCAGCUGGCAGGACCUCAAAGACUUUGCCCGCCAGUCUGGAUUGGACGUCGUCUACUCUGAAGUUGGCCGCGAGCGUGAUGGCACUGGAUUCGUCGAGUAUGAGACGGCCGCCGACCUGAAGACCGCAGUGGAGAAGCUGGACCGUCGUGAGUUCAAGGGGCAGGAAGUUACCUGUGUCCAGGACGUCUCCGAUCCUCCCCCACCUCCACCUUUCAAACCGCGCGCUCCUUACGGAGGCCCUGGUGGUCCUGAUGACCGGGGCCGUGAUAGAUACCGAUCCCGCUCUCCCAUGGGCCGCCGCGGUGGCGGAUACCCACCUGCGCCCUACGAUGAUUACUACGACCGUCGCGGGCCACCUCGUGGCUACAGCCCUCGUCGCGAUGACUAUCGCCGACGCACACCUCCCCGCGAGUUCUACGACAGGCGUGAUGGAGGUUAUGGACGUUCGCCGCCUCGUGGUCGCAUGCCUGAUGAGUAUGGCCCACCGCGCGCGCGUUACCCUGACGAUCCUUAUGAUGCUAGGGCCCGACCACCUCCCCGCGGUUACGAUGACCCAUACAUGAACGGUCAUGGACGCCCUUACGAAGGAGGACGACCGCCGUCCCCACGUGGUGCCCGUCCCCGUAGCCCCGGAGGCCGUCCGCCUUACGACGCUGCGGCGGCUGAUUACCCACCACGUGGCCGCUACUAG